AUGGAUCAGUCACGCCGUGCGAGACUCGCUCUCGCCACGCUUAUUCCUCUCCUGACCGGGGCCAAUGCAGCGCUCUAUGACACUGUCAUCGACACGCAGUAUGGUGGUGUUCAAGGCUACCCAGCCUUCACCAGCGAGCCGGCCGGUAACCUAACCCAUUGGAAAGACAUUACCGUCUGGAAGAACAUCCCCUUUGCCGCCACCACCGGGGGUCAAAACCGCUGGAAGGCACCCCAGCCCGUCAGCGCUUGGAACGGCACCCGUGAUGCGAAGUCUUUCGGAAACGUAUGCCCGUCGGCCACCCAGGGCAGCUCCGAAUAUACCAUCGACGAAGACUGCUUGAACCUCAACAUAUGGAGUCCCGCCAACUCGACGGACGCAAAGCUCCCGGUUGUCAUGUGGAGCUAUCCCGCUCUGUCGACGGCUGCGGAUGCCCUCUUCGAUGGUGGCGGCAUGGCUGACCAGGGUAUCGUUUUUGUGAACUACAACUACCGCACAGGCUCAUUCGGCUGGAUGGCGCACCCGGAGUUGUCGGAGGAGUUCUACAAGGUGACCGGAUCCAACAGCUCCGGCAACUGGGGCAUGCUCGACCAAUUUGCAGCGCUCAAGUGGAUCCAUGAGAACAUCGCCGCGUUUGGCGGUGAUCCCGAACACAUCACGGUUAUGGGCCAGUCUGCUGGGUCGGCUGCCACCCAGCACAUCCUCAACAGCCCAUUGACCAAGGGCCUGAUCGUCGGCGCCAUCAUCGAAAGUGGAGUUCGGGAUCCGCACGAUCCCCUCUGCACCAGUCUGGCGGAAGGCUACAGCACAUUGGAGGACCAGCUGGCCCAGGGAGAACGCUUCAUGGCCAGCUUGAACUGCAGCUCCAUCGCCGAGAUGCGCGAACUGCCCAUGGAGGAUCUCGUCGUGUCGGGCGGAACAUUCGGCAGCACCAGCGAAUGGAGCUUCGGGGCCACUUUGGACUACUACGCAAUGCCGGACACCUACUACAACACGCUCAUCAAGGGUCUGGCGCAGGACGUGCCUGUCAUUACGGGCAACACCAAGGACGAAAGUGGGGCCAGCUACGGCCUGAACCUCACCGUGUCCGAGUACCUGGCAGACAUGAACGAGACGUUCAGCGAGCCAUGGCUCUCUCGCUUUCUGGAGCUGUAUCCCGGAAACACCACACGAACCGCCCCGGGAGCCUACAACUCCCAGUGGACCGACCGGUCCAAAGUGGGCACUUGGCUGUGGGCACAGCUCUGGGCGACCGCGAGGACCAGUCCUGUGUAUACCUACUUCUGGGACCACGCUCCCCCAGGCCAGGACCAGGGCGCGUACCACGAAUCCGAGAUUAACUAUGUUCUGAACAACCUGUACGGCACGGACCUGCCAUGGACGGCGGCCGACUACUCCAUCGCACGGAAGAUGAACGGAUACUGGGCCAACUUCAUCAAGACGGGCAAUCCCAAUGGAGGAUCCCUGACCCAGUGGCCUGCCACGGGAGAGAACGCGAAGGUGCAGCAUGUGGGUGAUGGAUGGGGAGAGAUUCCGACCGCAUCUGAUGCCAAGGUGAAGCUGUUUGAGGAGUGGUUCGACACACUGAAGACUUACUAA
This is a messenger RNA of Aspergillus niger, 1599 nucleotides long. RefSeq lists its product as uncharacterized. The record is from RefSeq and is a predicted model, not a curated record. The transcript has a single exon. NCBI's taxonomy places the organism in Eukaryota, Fungi, Ascomycota, Eurotiomycetes, Eurotiales, Aspergillaceae. Bases 1 to 1599 code for a protein of 532 amino acids.